AUAAUACCUCUGUCGGCGACAGCAGCAGUUAUUAUAGUAGUAGAAUUCGGAUCGUCAUUGCUACCGGAUACACAAUCGGCACCACGCGCGAACGUCGAUUGCAGCGCUUGGUGCGAAACAAGUGGCAGUACGGUACCAUCGUCACUGUUCGUCACCGAUCGUCACUACUCGUCACGGUGCAUUAUUCGUCGCGGUAGCCACGGCAAGAUGUGGCGCUACAUCAUGGUGCACAACGUCUUGUCUUCUGGAACAAAAGGUGUCCGUGCUUAAAGCAGAGAUUAUGGCGCGGUUCAACCGGGCCAAUGCAAAAGGACAGACGUAGGUACGGAUGAAGCGCAAGAAGGGUAACGAGGACGAGGAGGAGGCGGAAGACGAAGAGGAAGAAGAAGAAGGGCACGAAACAGAAUACGUAAACUAUCGUGGAAACGGCGUAGAGGUGGACAGACUCGUGGCGCGGUCGUCGCGGACGGUUGAUACCUUUGAUGCUGAACAAAAAGAGGUUCGAGGACGUGUCAACACUGGCGGACGGGGAACGUAAUGGGAGCGCCGUGGUCGCGGGCCCGGUGCUAUCGUCGUCGUCGUCGUGCACGGUGCCCUACAUCGGCACCGACCAUGGCUUCGUGUUCGAGGGUGGCGGCACGACGACGUUGCAGCGGGCCGGUGCAGCCGGUACAUCGGUUGCUACUAGCUGCACCGGUAGCGGAGGAGGAGGAGGAGGAUCCCUUGGUGUCCUUAUGGGGUCAGGAAGCGGAGGAGGCAUAGUAGGGUCGGGGAUUAUUAUGGGCGGUGGACUGACGGGAGCAGGGAUCGCCGUUGUCGGCGGAGGAAGAAGUGGCGGAGGCGGCGGCGGCGGUAUGAACAAGGAAGUUCGGUACGCUCCGUUCUCGUCGUCCGUGGGACCUGCCGGUUCCGUGGCGCCGGUGAACCUGAUGCCGCCGCCUUUGCCGCCGCCUUUGCCACCGCCGCCGCCAUUGCCGCCGCCGCCGCCUCUGCCGCUGCAGAUGCAGCAGCAGCGCGCCUUCUCGAGGUCGAUGACAUCCUUACCGCCGGAACCGUUCAUGAUCAUGAGGUCGAAGGCCCUGAACCGUCGGGUCUCGAUCAACGUCGGCGGCGUCAAGCACGAGGUGCUCUGGCGCACCCUCGAGAGGCUGCCCCACACGCGUCUAGGCCGUCUGAAGGACUGCAACACCCACGAGGCGAUCACCGAGCUAUGCGACGACUACUCCUUAAUAGACAACGAGUACUUCUUCGAUCGUCACCCGAAAUCCUUCAGCUCCAUAUUGAAUUUCUAUCGUACCGGGAAGCUGCAUCUCGUUGACGAGAUGUGCGUGCUGGCGUUCAGCGACGACCUCGAGUAUUGGGGCGUCGACGAGCUCUAUCUGGAGAGCUGUUGCCAGCACAAGUACCAUCAGAGAAAGGAGCACGUGCACGAGGAGAUGCGCAAGGAGGCGGAGUCGCUCAGGCAAAGGGAGGAGGAGGAGUUCGGCGAGGGACAGUGCGCGCAAUAUCAGAAGUGGCUAUGGGACCUCCUGGAGAAGCCGACCACCUCCAUCGCCGCAAGGGUGAUAGCUGUGAUAUCAAUACUCUUUAUUGUGCUUUCGACGAUCGCACUAACUCUCAACACCAUUCCUAGUAUGCAAGUGAAUGAUGAGAAGGGGAACUUUCAAGACAAUCCGCAGCUCGCGAUGGUGGAGGCCGUGUGCAUCACAUGGUUCACCCUCGAGUACGUCCUUAGGUUCAGUGCCUCGCCGGACAAGUGGAAGUUCUUCAAAGGCGGUCUAAACGUGAUCGACCUGCUGGCGAUACUCCCUUACUAUGUAUCCCUGUUCCUGGUCGAGACGAACAAGAACGCGACCGACCAGUUCCAGGACGUGCGCAGGGUAGUGCAGAUCUUUCGUAUAAUGCGGAUCCUGAGGAUCCUGAAGCUGGCCCGCCACUCGACCGGGCUGCAGAGCCUCGGCUUUACGCUACGUAAUUCGUACAAGGAGCUGGGCCUGCUGAUGCUCUUCCUGGCGAUGGGCGUCCUCAUAUUCUCGAGUCUCGCCUACUUCGCCGAGAAGGAGGAGCCCGGGACCAAAUUCAUAAGCAUUCCAGAGACCUUCUGGUGGGCGGGCAUCACGAUGACCACCGUCGGAUACGGCGACAUCUACCCCACGACCCCGCUCGGCAAGGUGAUCGGCAGUGUGUGUUGUAUAUGUGGUGUCCUGGUAAUCGCGUUGCCCAUUCCCAUUAUCGUUAACAACUUCGCCGAGUUCUACAAAAACCAGAUGAGACGCGAGAAGGCCCUCAAGAGGCGGGAGGCCCUCGAGAGGGCCAAAAGGGAGGGCAGCAUCGUAUCGUUUCAUCACAUCAAUCUGAGGGACGCCUUCGCGAAGAGCAUGGACCUCAUCGAUGUCAUCGUCGACACCGGUCACAAUAUGUCCGGCGUGGAUGGUAACAGCACCGAGGGAGAGUCCGCGUGCGGACGUGGUCCCGCCCAGACCGGGCCAGGCUGUUAUCGUAACUAUGAGCAUUACAGUCUCUCACGACAUCGUCGAAGCGCCUCGUCCUGCUUCCCAAAUUUGCCUAACGACCUACCGAACACCCCGGAUAGUCCGAACCGCCGUCUGUUGGACUUCGCGCAGAGCGUACCUGGAACGCAAAACGACGAUUACUUUCACGAUGACGUACCGGCCCAGCACGUGAACCAAGGCAAUACCACACCUAGCGAUGAAGAGAAAAAAGACAGCAGAAAAUUCGAGAAAAAUGAUGAAAUACCUAGCGAAUUCGAGUGUUGCUUUUGUACUACGAAGGAAUACAAAGACUUCAGAGACGCGGAAAAUAUAAUGCCGUUGGCGACCAGCGACUUUCGUAACCCCAUCUGCCAGGAAAUGAGAUCGAUGCGAUCGGGGAUGUCGAUAGAGCAGCCGGUGCAGUCGAUCUUCACCGAGGCGAAGACGUCCCCGGGCCAGGCCCUAGAGAUCUUGAGCUACGGGAGACCGUACAACGAGCAGGGCAGCGUGGAUAGCUCCGACACCUAUGCCAGUUGUCAAACGCAUCCAUCUCAAUCGCAGGUUUCUUCUGCUGGCCAUACGGCGGAUAACAAUAAGGGCGAUCUCACCGAAGAGACGGACACUAAUAAUCUCUACGUGAACCCCCUGGAAGCUGCGGAGAAGUGCGGAAAUAGGGUAAAGAAAUCCGUUUCCGGCGAGGUGAACCGUGGAGGUGCGUCGCCGAGCGUCGAGUCGCUGAAGGACGUACGACCGUUCGACGAGGGUAGUAAAGUUAUCCUAAACGACGCGGUGCCCAAGCAUAGGAAAAUUCGUAUCCAGCAGAGCGUGAGACUGCGCACGCAAUUUAUCAGCGACCAGGAAAGCAUAGGGGGUCGUAAUCUCACGAAAGAGGACAUCGCGGAGAACAACAAUUAUUACGGAGGGCUCCGCGGGGGCAGACCGUUCGCAACGACCAACAGCAGCUUGGCUUCAGCCACCAGAAUCCUAAAUCAUCAUCUGUUUGGGUCCGGCUGCGGGCCUAGGCACUACACAGUACUCCGAAGCACUGUAUAUGCAGGUCAUCGAAGGCAAAUUUCAGGAACGAGCACCGAGAGCAAGCUAUCCCUGUCUGCCGAUUCCAUAGACAGCGAGGGUGUGCCUUUCAUAGACAGACACCGGGUCUCGAAGUCGAUACUGAAGAAGUCCGAGAGCAGCAAUAAUUACUACAGCAACGCCGGUGAUUCGGACACGGAGAAGCUGAUCACCGACAACGCAUCCACGAUAAGCAUGUGCGACAACGAGACGAGCACGUGCAGCAUAUUCACGAACGUGGACGGUACGAGGGCGAAACAGCAACCUGUUUCGCCGUUGCUCUCCAGACAGGUCCUCGAGUCGAUUUUCCGUACGAACAAUAACGUCGAGAGAGAGGACGAAACUGAUCAGACCGAUGAAAAGAACAGCAGGUCGAUAUUCGACGACGUCCUUGAAGAAGAGAGCCACGCGCAAGAGGAGACAACGACGGAGAACAAGAACAAGGAAGAACGGAAGAGAUUGAAGUCGAGGAUAGAAGGGUCCUCGAAGGACGGCCAAACGAUGCUCAUAUGCUCGUUACGUCCGUACAAAGUGAAAAAAUCGGGCACCGAGGAGAAACGAAAGGCAAAAACGAACAGUCACGGUUACAAAGGCACCGACACCAAUUGUCUUCCUCAGGAACAUCAUUUCUCGUCGUAGCGUAACCCUUUCUCUGUGUAGCGUCCACUUUCUAUGCCGCAUAUGUAGAUAAAAAAAAAAAAAAAAUCCACUUCGUGAUCACCGUAUCGAUGUUUCUCGUUUCGAAACACCGUUUCAGCCUCUGUACGUCUUCGCAGGGCCGUGCAUCUCCAUUCGAAUGGAACAAUGACGCUAGGCAAAACGUUAUCGGUUCAGCCUGUAAAUACAAGAGAACGACGAAAACGUUUAUAAUUUUAAGAGAGUGACGUAUGUUCGAUUAUUAAAAUAAAUAGAAAUUAAUCCGAGUAAUAUAUAAUGCGAAGAAAUACAUAUUUUCGAGAAGAGCCCGUAAAUUCCGAAGCGUGUACACAAAUUUAGAAGAUAUUAUUACGGUUAAAAAACUAGCGUUGAAGAGGAACAAAUCGAACUAGAUGAUACGGGGGGUUAAAGACGUCGGUACGCGAGAGUAACGAAGGAAUAAAAACCGAGGAAACGGAUCUUGACGGACAUGCUCGAAAAUACCGUGAUCAACAGACAAGAAACACGAGAACAAUACAAAACGAUAAUGAUAAGGAUAACAAUAACGAUAAGAGCAAAUAAAUCUUUAGGCAAUAUGCUUUUUUUCCUCGUUCGUUGAGAAAAAAAGCAUUUCGUAUAACUAAAUUGUAACUCUAGUCACACACGGCCCUGUUAACUUCCUCCCCCUCGCCUGAUCUUGUUUAACUAGAAUAGCUUUGCGUGUCGCGAAACGCGUGUGCAUUAAAUCGCAUAGCAAAUACAAUCACGCGAACGGUUUAUAAAUAAUCGAGGGAUCGUCAUCGUUUCGUAAGAAGCCCGCCCGCUUUCAAAUUCGACAUCGCAAUGUCCCUCGAAACGACACCGAGUGUUCGUUCAUCUGCUGAGUGUCUUAGUACAAUUAGAUAAUAUCGUUGUAAUAGGAGGCAUUAGAUAGACGAGGCCCGGACUGUCUCCUCGAAAUCAAAACGGAAGUGGCUCGGGGAAACGUGAACGAAUACGCUGGAAGGCUGAAAAGAAUACCCGUGAAUAGAAUUCAGAAUUUUUAUAAAAGAUUAUUUACUAUUCUAACGAUUUCGUAUCUCGUUAACUAAUGACUAGUAAUAAUAUUAAUAUAUAUGGACGAAAAUACAGAGUCCUCUUGCAUCGUGCACAUCUUUCAAGGGCAUUCUUCGUAGCUACUUGGUAGUAGCUUCUUUCCGCGACGCGAUAACUGCCCUUUACGGAGUUUCGAUCUUAAAUUUUCUUCGGAAUUGUAUGGUGUUGGGUCUGGAAUAUCAUUGUUCAAGUUGUAAUCCCUUAAGGAUUGAGCUACCAGGAUGACAAGCCAAAAAAAUAAGAUAACUUUGGAAAAUUUUGUUUAAAAAUAAACCAUACAGAAUCAAACAAUAAAUAUGUUUUAUAAUCUACAUCAGUGUCACUGUCGUCAAGCAUACGGACUUUAUUUUUACUUUUCGAUUUCUUGUAUUGGUUGAACGUCAGACUUUUUACCCAAUUUUGUAUUCUUCCGACCAUAACGCGAAAAAUUUUUCGAAAAAGAAAGAAAAUCCGUACGCUCAACAAUUACGACUCUGAUGCAAAUUCUAAAAUACUCGGACGAAAUUUCUCCAUAAAAUAAAAUUUUUUAAUAAAAUUUAGUUCAACGGUAAAUGGUGGAAUUAAAUAAGCGAAUCGGCUCUGCGUCCGUUGAGUUUAAAAUCGAAUUCACCUGAUUCUCUCCGUUUGUUUAUAUCAUACGUAAUUUUACUACCGGAAAGUCGCCUACUCGAUCACGUUUCUCUGUGCGAAUCGUACUUUGUAACGCAAACGUCGCAAUGGAACAGUUCUUCGCGAACCAGAAACGCUUACGUGCACGACCAUUCGGUUAAAUUCGGUCGUUCGUAAUAAUAUACGAUAUUAAGAGUUAAAGAAGUGUACUUUGCGCAUGUUUUAGAUGUUAAAUCAAAAGUGAAAAGUGUUAACAUGCUCACGUAGAAUAGCAAGAGCGCAAAUGUCGUCUGUAUUAUAUCCAGGUAUCCGAUUUCUAGCCGGGGCAGAACGAUCAUGUUUUCCAAUGAAAAUUUUACACCGCUGUUUUAACGAUGAAUAAUAAUAAUUCGAAUCGAUUGUCUUCGCCGAGAUGGCCCGUCAGGGAGACUUUAAUGCGCAUACCUUAACGACGUGUAUAAUUUUUACAACGCGUGCUCAAAUAUUCGGUCGUCCCUUUUUUGCUCCGAAUUAUGGCGAUCGUUGUAUUUUUAUUUUUAUUUAUUUUUUCAACUCUCUCCGAGUCUUGCUGCAAUUUCGAUCAACGCGCGACAGAGACGUUCUCUCUUUACAUUUUUAGACGAAUCAUCGGUAAAAUACAUAUCUCUAAUGGCAUUUCUAUUCAUUGUUAUAGUAGACGUAAAGAAACGAAUAACUGUACAGUUGCAAGUUAACGAAAAACAAAGAAAAAAAUGGUUAUUCCCCGUGGAUAUAUCUACUUGGGGAUCAUUGUUAUGCUGGUGGUCUAAAGUUCACGCCUCGAGUAUUUUUUAAUAUAUUUAUAAUUGUUUUCGAUGUGUAUACGAGUGGGGAGAGUAGGACUAUUCUGAAGAUUGGUAACAUUUUUUGAACGGCUCUAUUUUCCAAUAUCUUAUUCUUUCAAACAUUCGAAUCGUUUCGUUCGACCUUUCAAAAUGCCACACUGUACGAAGAUAUAUUAAUUUACAAACUUUAUUUCGCCCACGCGUUAUAAUAUUCAUGAUGUAUUGUUUUUUAUAAAGAAUGUUCAGAAUGGUCCUCGCAUACGUGAGAUAUACAUUGAUUGUUUCAUAUUGUUACCGCGUUAUAUUUAUUACACAUGAGAUACUCGUACUCGGCUUCGGGCGUACGUUCUCACCCCUCUAAGCGUUAUAAUUUUUUCGUACCUGUUAUUCAAAGUUGGAUCUCGAUAUCUCGUAAUCGCUUGGAAGUUUCUGGAGUAAAUCAAUGUCUUCUGUGAAUUAACAUAGUUGAAAGUAGAAAGUUCCUAGAAAAGUGUACAGAACGUGAUUUAUUAUUUAUUAUUGUAAUUAUAUGUAUAUUUAGCACACUUAGCAGUGACAUAGUACAAAGAGAGCCGCGACGUAGAUAUACGUAUGGCAUUGAACGAGUCAACCAGAUUAUAAGAAUAACGAUGAAGAAGCUUGAACGAUUGCACGGUUCGUUUCGUCUGAACGGCAGGAAAAAAGAAAAGACAUUUUUUUCAUACUAAAUUUAUGUUUCGAACUUUCCGAUAUAUUACCUGUUACGGUUGAUUUAACGAAACAAGUCUGAGAACCGGCGCGUAACGACGAUAAUUAUACAAUAAAGGUACAUAAAAAUAAAGCGCACGAUAUCAUUUUUAUCAAAUAUUUAAGGUGCUACAAACAAAUUUCGAACGGCACCGAUUCAUUGUCGUUUCUCAUUUUUGCGUUUUGCGAACAAAAUAUCGUUCGUCGGACAACGAUUCUCGUCUACGCCUUCAAAAUUAAAAUAUCCAACGUAUUUGAAAACGAACAAACGCGACGAUUGUUCGAUACACACAAUCAAUUUUUCAACUACGCGAUGCAAUUGUACAAAAAAAGAUUCUUUAUCACGAUAUCGAAAGGUUUCAAGCGCUCUAGCUUAAUCAGAUUUAGUCAACCGAUUCCGCGUAUAUUUCAUUUUAUUUUCGAACUUCUGAGGCCUAGAAUCGUAACUAUAAGACAAGUAGUACGCAUAAGUGAAUAAAGUUGUAAUUUGCCAGUUU
Molecule: messenger RNA, 7929 nt
Organism: Colletes gigas
Lineage: Eukaryota; Metazoa; Arthropoda; Insecta; Hymenoptera; Colletidae
Gene: Shab
Product: potassium voltage-gated channel protein Shab
Exons: 12
Coding region: 483-4202 (1239 amino acids)
Biological process (GO): potassium ion transmembrane transport; protein homooligomerization
Cellular component (GO): membrane; voltage-gated potassium channel complex
Molecular function (GO): delayed rectifier potassium channel activity; protein binding
Source: RefSeq, a predicted model, not a curated record